AUGCUGUUGGACACGCUGCAGCGAGAGGUAGAGGCGUUGAGUGCAGAGCUGACGCGUCUGCGUCUCAUGGUGUACCGCGUGACGGAAGCCACACGUGCAUCACCCCCACAUGCAGCGCGCACCCACCAUAUUGAUGAUGAAUAUUGCACAUCAAGAAGCACUGUUUCUGGCGCUGCUGCAGAACCUCUCAACAUGCCACCUCAACCACUAGAGGGCAAUAGCAGCUCUAAGAACAACAACAAUAGCAACGCCAUGGACGUUAUGACUCCGCAGUUGAUGCAGCUAUUGGAGCGUCUUUUGAUCGCUGGCAAAGGCGCCGCUGUGGCAUCGGCAGAACUACAGAAAGGGAACGAUGCUAAGAACGCCAAACUUACUAAUCGACACAAAGAGUCAAAGAAAAGACGACAUAGGAAGAAAAAACAUGGGCGCCGCCACCGCUCGACGUCGUCCUCAUCAUCUACUACAUCAUCAUCAUCAUCAUCGUCGUCAUCAUCGUCGACGUCCUCUAAUCAUACACAAGAAAGGGUGAAGAGGCGAUCCCAUAGGCAUAGUGGAAAACAAAAAGACUUGUUGCGACACCAAGUCCGUAUUGUUGAUAAAGGCUGUGACAUGCCAUUGAUAGAAACACAGCGAAGUGAAAAGAUAGAGACCGUGGACGCGCAAAACAAGGCACCUAUUGAUACUUUUCGCUUCCAAGAGCAACAGGAACAGUCACCACCGUCACCAUCACCCCUGCAGCAGGAGGAGGAGGAGGAAGAGGAGGAGGAGGUGCCCGCCCACACUGAAGGGUCUUGCAGUGCACGAAACAUGGUCCGUUCGAGCCAAAGGAUAGACGGUGCUCACAGUUUUUCUUCGAGCCACAGCAGAGAUGCUGUGAAAUGUGAAGAGGAAACACAUUCCAAUGAAUGCGCAGGCCCUGGGGAAGAAGCGCAUUUUAAUAGCGUUCUGCGGUAUGUGGAGGGCACACCUUCGAAAGAGGGAACAUCUGGGUUGCCCAUGGACGCAACCGGAAGUCGCCUUCCAUCACUUUGCACUUCACAAGGUAUGGCGGGGUCCUUUUUUGGCUCGCUUAUGGCUACUGGCAAUCAAGAGAGCUUUGUACGAGAGAUGGGGGAACAGCAGCAGCAGCAGCAGCAGCGGACUUUCUCCCCUGCUGCAGUGUCUCUGCGGCAAAGUGACAUGGAGGAGGAUGCUUUUUCAGCCGACGAGAAUGGUUAUCCUCUUAUCCACAACAACGCCCUACCUCGACAGAAGACUAUGCCUGCUAGAGCGGCAACAACAACAGGAGUGAGAAGUAGUGAUGAUGCGCAAGCGAGGUUUAUGACCAUUAGAUUAGGCCAUACGUUGCCGUCGAGGCGACGCCCUCUACUGGAACGCCUUCGUGGAAUGAGUGAUGAUUCUAGCGCGUCAUCAAAGGAGAAGUUGUCGCAAGCAUCCGACCAACCCGCCGCAAUAGGCGCAGAGUUUCGUUCAAUAUCGUGCCACAGUGAGGUGGGUGACAUCAAUGGGACUCCAAGUGUCAAUAUAAGUAUUGGAGGGAGAGGUUCAGUUGAGGUGGCCCACGCGAGUCCGUCGGGCUCCACGGGUGCUGGCUACGCUCUUAGCAUGCUAGACGAGUAUGACUUCAAACUGAGAAACUCUUUUGGUGGAAGUGAGAGUGCUGAGGUAUUCGUUACCAGCAAAUGUGACACGUCUUCCCCUAUGCUUCACAAAAGCGACGCGUCGCAUCAUUUCUGA
Molecule: messenger RNA, 1737 nt
Organism: Trypanosoma grayi
Lineage: Eukaryota; Euglenozoa; Kinetoplastea; Trypanosomatida; Trypanosomatidae
Exons: 1
Coding region: 1-1737 (578 amino acids)
Source: RefSeq, a predicted model, not a curated record